CGUUAUUAUCCUGAACUUGUGGAGGAGACCAACCGGUUUUCCAAAUUAAUUUCCCAACAAAUAUUAACAAACCAAAAUAUCUAAGUCAUCACUCUGCUGAUUUGUCUCCUCAUUUCAAAGAUCAUUCUUCCCUUGCGACCAGUCAGCAAUGGCGCCCCCGGUGAUUUUCUGCCGUGAAAUAUCUCCGUCGCCAGUGAACUCUUUUCUUCAAGCGGAUACUCAGCGUAGUUUACCCACUUCAUCUUUCUCUGCUUCUUGUUUAAGGCUACCCAAGAAUAAUUGUUCACUAGUAGCUAGAUGCUCCUUGAAAUGGCCUGACAAACCAUCAUCUAUAAUCCCUGGAGCAUUGGUCACUUCUACGCCUCAAGAAAUGUCCGCAAAUCCUGUUAUUCCUCAAGGCAAAAUUGGUGUUUUGUUGCUUAAUCUUGGUGGCCCUGAAACUCUUGAAGAUGUCCAGCCAUUUUUAUUCAAUCUUUUUGCUGAUCCAGAUAUUAUUCGAUUGCCAAGAUUGUUUCGGUUUUUGCAAAGGCCACUGGCGCAAUUCAUCUCGGUUGCUAGAGCACCUAAGAGCAAAGAAGGUUAUGCUUCAAUUGGUGGUGGUUCUCCUCUUCGACGGAUAACUGAUGCUCAGGCUGAAGCCUUGAGAAAAGCUCUGUGGGAAAAGAAUGUGCCUGCAAAGGUGUAUGUUGGUAUGCGCUACUGGCAUCCAUUCACAGAGGAAGCUAUUGAACAGAUUAAAAGGGAUGGAAUCACAAAGCUUGUUGUGCUCCCUCUUUAUCCACAGUUUUCAAUAUCUACUAGCGGUUCAAGCCUUCGCCUGUUAGAGAGUAUAUUUAGGGAGGAUGAGUAUCUUGUCAACAUGCAACACACGGUAAUACCCUCAUGGUAUCAACGGGAAGGAUAUAUCAAAGCCAUGGCAGAUUUGAUGGAAAAAGAGUUGAAUAGUUUUGACCGUCCUGAGGAGGUCAUGAUAUUCUUCAGUGCUCAUGGUGUCCCAGUUGCAUAUGUAGAGGAAGCAGGUGAUCCAUACAAGGCUGAGAUGGAGGAAUGUGUGGACUUAAUAAUGGAAGAACUUGAGAAGAGAAGGGUACAUAAUGCAUAUACUUUGGCCUAUCAGAGUAGGGUUGGACCUGUUGAAUGGCUGAAACCAUAUACUGACGAGACAAUAAUUGAGCUUGGGAAGAAAGGGGUAAAGAGUAUUCUUGCCGUGCCAAUAAGUUUUGUAAGUGAGCAUAUUGAGACAUUAGAGGAAAUUGAUGUUGAAUACAAGGAGCUAGCAUUGGAGUCUGGAAUACAGAACUGGGCACGUGUUCCUGCCCUAGGUGUUGAACCCACUUUCAUCUCAGAUUUGGCAGAUGCAGUGAUCGAAAGUCUUCCAUAUGUAGGAGCAAUGGCAGUCUCAAAUCUUGAAGCUCGCCAGUCAUUGGUCCCUCUUGGCAGCGUGGAAGAGCUAUUGGCAGCAUAUGAUUCACAGCGCAGGGAGCUGCCACCUCCUGUAACAGUCUGGGAAUGGGGUUGGACAAAAAGUGCAGAAACGUGGAAUGGAAGGGCAGCAAUGUUGGCAGUUCUUGUGCUGCUGGUGCUAGAAGUAACAACUGGAGAAGGCUUCCUGCACCAGUGGGGUAUAUUGCCUUUAUUCCGCUAGCCACUUACAUCCUAGUCUCCCCCUCGAAGGACUUCUUCCCUUCUGUCCCUGCUGUCUCUCUUACACAUGCAUAUACACAUACACAUAGACGUAACUGUUGAGAUCUUGAAAAAUGACAGAAAUUGGGAAUGAAUUAAGAAGUUCUAGAAUGUCUAAUCCUUAACCACUCUUCUAUUACCAUCUAUUUCUUUUUAAGUCUUUUUAGCAAAAAAAAGCCUCCAUUUCAUUCCCUUGAGGCCAAGUGAGCAGGUUUUGUGAGAUAUACACUACAUUGGACUGAAGCAGGUGUCCUGAUAGAUAGAGAAGGGUGAGAAAGAUCAAGGAUGGUACGGACUAUGAAGAGAAGAAACAAAAGAGCAAAUUCAUCUUCGAAGGUUUAUCAUCUUUCUAUAACUUUUAGCAUCUAUACGCAACCUGUAAAUUUUCCUCUCUUGCUCCAAUUUUCUGUCAUUUGAAUUCCAAAUCCAUGUUGUAACAAUUCUAUGUAUCUGAUUAUUUGCAUACAGUAUUCCGAUUGAAUCCCUAAGAAGCAAGAACAAUACAGUGGCAGAUGUCUACAAUAAUCU
Messenger RNA from Lycium barbarum (goji berry), 2211 nucleotides. Its product is annotated as ferrochelatase-2, chloroplastic. The record is from RefSeq and is a predicted model, not a curated record. Lineage: Eukaryota; Viridiplantae; Streptophyta; Magnoliopsida; Solanales; Solanaceae. The coding region runs from base 149 to 1645 and encodes 498 amino acids. The transcript is spliced from 9 exons. Gene Ontology annotation, biological process: heme biosynthetic process. Gene Ontology annotation, molecular function: protoporphyrin ferrochelatase activity.